Messenger RNA from Linderina pennispora, 938 nucleotides. RefSeq lists its product as uncharacterized. The transcript has a single exon. The record is from RefSeq and is a predicted model, not a curated record. Lineage: Eukaryota; Fungi; Kickxellomycota; Kickxellomycetes; Kickxellales; Kickxellaceae. The coding region runs from base 194 to 694 and encodes 166 amino acids.
UGCUCCGGCCACAAAAACACCGGCUCCGAACCACAUCGAUGCGCCAAGGCAAUUCUACCAGGGCGUCGCAGAUCCUCAGCAACCACAGCCAGUCACAGGUCCAAGCAGCCGCGCAAACGAGCCGGCACCAAUGUGACAGAGUUUAGUCUGCAGCUAGGUAACUUUCCGUCGCCAUUGGCGUCGUUUUCCAAGAAUGACAUCUGGAAGACAGACUGCGAGCAGGAGUCCAAGCCUGAGUUCGAUUUUGGUAGCCUGGCCGGGAUCUCUGUGCGCCAGAUUGACAGCUCGGUCCGAGGUCAGCGGUCAGCUGCGAGAAACGACUGUAUCGGCAGGCGCCAGGCAGCCAGCACGCCAUUCCAGCCAUUUGCAUGGUAGCUUUGGCAAUAGCGACCGCCCGUCUUCGCUCGUUCCGCAGUAUAACCGCAGUUCGCGCGAAGAAACAAAGAGCACCUGCGCUUUUACUCACACCCCGUCUGAGGCUGCACCAGUGUCAUUGAGGGGCUAUCAGGCCACCCAUCCAGCAGCUGCCGUUGGCCACAUGGCGGCUGCUGGCCAUGAGUCGCGGGGGAGCGCUUUCGAUGCUACGGUCGGCGCAAUGCCAUGCUCGAUUGAAGUGCCGGCUGCAGCGUCGGGCUGCGAUUCUGAGGCCCCUCCCCCGCAGCGGCAGAGCAGCCUCAUGUUCACAGCCGCUUGACGUCAAGGCAGUGAGCAAGCUGAUUGACGCGGCCAACGACGAGGAAAGGCUGGUAGAGGAGGGGGUUUUGGUGGAACUGCCCGUGAAGCCGCAAAAGAAACUGCUCAAGAGUCUGCGCAAGAUCCGUACGCUGCGCAAGAGCGUGCCUUCGUUUCGGCCACAAGCGCUACAAGAUUGCGUCCAAAACUACCAAGCCAUCGCAGAUAUUACCCAAGACGCCCGAUUGCGCAGAGGGAGCCUGAUG